AUGAAGUACGAAAGCCUUUCCCUCAUUGCCUUGAUUGGCCUCACAUCAGCGGCACCUAUGCCAGCCGCCGAAAACACCAUCCCACGUUACAUACUUCGUGCGCGUGAAGUUCCUCAAGAACACUCUCACAACCGAUUCAUUGCUGGCACUAAUGCCAACUUGGAUCUCAACAAUCCUGCUGGUAUCGUAGAUGCAGUCUUUGGUCUGCUUGGAAAUGCUGCCGCGGCAUCUGGUGCUGGAACCAUCACCGAUCUUGACUGCCUUCAUCAAGCAACCGCCGACCAAGCCUUUACCAACGCUAAAGCAGCUGGCAAUGUCACUGGACAGUCUGAUGCUUUGUUGUACGCUGCAUUGGAGAGGAACACAGGGUCAGUUGGACUCGCAAGUGUUAGCUGUACAGAGACAGCUGUGAACCCAGAAAUUCAAGCCGUCCAGCAACAUCAAGAUCCAGCUUCAGCCGGGGCCGCAGCUACAAACAAGGCCAUUGUACUUGCGCUUGCCCAGCAACUGUCCUCCAUCGGAGCUAACCCUCAAGACGCACUUCUCUCUGGCACCUUCGCACCCGGCAGCGUCACCGACACCACUGGCGCAGGAAACACUUGUGAUACUGCUGAUGAUGUUGAGGGUUGCAUUUUCUCCCAGAACCUGUUGGUUAAUGACGCGACAGCCGCAGAGAUCGACGCUGCUGUAGCCGGCGGAUCAACAGCCGUUGCGAGCAAUUCGACUGCAGUUUCAGGAAGUGCCGCCUCCUCGAGCUCUGCGACUAAGGCCACAAAAGCUGCCAAGGGGGCUGCCAAGGCAACCUCUUCAGCGAGUGCAGUAGCGGCAGCAGCGACACCAGCUUCUAGUGCCGCUUCUACAGGAAGUAAGGAAUCACAACAUCACUAUUUACUAGCUAUCACUAACAAUGUCUUAGCCAAUGUCCAGACCUUCACUGGAACUCUCGGCGGUGCCCCUCCACCAGUCGUUUCCUCGGCCGGAACCCGACCUUUCUCUGUCAACGGCGAUACAUUCGUGAACGCAGGUGCCGCUCUCCAACGUUCAUGCUCCGUGCAAAACAACGCCUGUGCAGACGCUGUGAACUCUGGUGGCUCUGGCUCAGUCAGUGAUUGCAACACCCAAGAAACCGCCUGCAACGCUGCGGCUGCGGCCAAGAAGGUGAAGAGCCGUGCAGCUCUCGACUUUUUCGUCGCAUCUCAUCGCCGUGCUACUGCCUUAAAGGCAUCUGCAAGUAACUCUACGGCUAGUACUACCACUUCUACAGGCACUAUUAUUAACAGUUUCUUAGCAAACGUGCAAACUUUCACCGGUACGCUCGGCGGAGCCGCACCCGCUGUUGUCCAGGGCACCGGUGCUCGUCCAUUCACCGUCAAUGGUGAUACCUUUGUCAACCAGGCCGCUGCUCUCCAGCGAUCAUGCUCUGUCCAGAAUACUGCGUGUAGUAAUGCAGCCAACUCUGGAUCGCUUGCUGGAACAACUGUUGGGGACUGCAAUACGCAGGAAGCUGCUUGCAACGCGGCUGCAGCUUAG
Lachnellula hyalina is the source of this 1530-nucleotide messenger RNA. RefSeq lists its product as uncharacterized. The record is from RefSeq and is a predicted model, not a curated record. The transcript is spliced from 4 exons. The coding region runs from base 1 to 1530 and encodes 509 amino acids. Lineage: Eukaryota; Fungi; Ascomycota; Leotiomycetes; Helotiales; Lachnaceae.